Mustela lutreola (European mink) is the source of this 4891-nucleotide messenger RNA. RefSeq names its product CTTNBP2 N-terminal like (gene CTTNBP2NL). The record is from RefSeq and is a predicted model, not a curated record. The coding region runs from base 284 to 2212 and encodes 642 amino acids. The transcript has 6 exons. NCBI's taxonomy places the organism in Eukaryota, Metazoa, Chordata, Mammalia, Carnivora, Mustelidae.
UUGGUGCCGGUGCUGAGGAAGCGAGGUGGCGAUUGGCCCUGGUGAAUGCCAUUGCGCCCGUCUGGCGGUUGAGGGGCGGGGCCUCAGGAGGCUUGGAUGGGAGCGGGUGGCGGAGGCGGCGGGGAGCAGAGACCAGAGCGCCGGGAAAAGCAUCGGACACUCUUCCACCAUGCUGAUGGCAUUUUAAAUAUAUUUGCCAAUUUUCCCAAAGUUUAACUGAAGAAGACCUUAAGAAUUUAUCCUUGAGGCAGAAAGUGUGACUGCCACUUAUCAGGCUUUCAGGAUGAAUCUGGAAAAACUCAGCAAGCCUGAACUCCUAACACUAUUCAGUAUUCUUGAAGGAGAGCUUGAAGCAAGGGACCUCGUGAUAGAGGCUUUAAAGGCGCAACACAGAGAUACGUUCAUUGAAGAACGCUACGGGAAAUACAACAUCAGUGAUCCUUUAAUGGCUCUACAGAGAGACUUCGAGACGCUGAAGGAGAAGAAUGAUGGCGACAAGCAGCCAGUCUGCACAAACCCACUCUCCGUCCUGAAGGUGGUGAUGAAGCAGUGUAAGAACAUGCAGGAGCGCAUGCUGUCGCAGCUGGCGGCCGCCGAGAGCAGGCACCGCAAAGUGAUCCUGGACCUUGAGGAAGAAAGGCAGAGGCAUGCGCAAGACACAGCUGAAGGAGAUGAUGUCACCUACAUGCUGGAGAAAGAGAGAGAGCGGCUGACUCAGCAGUUGGAAUUUGAGAAGUCCCAAGUGAAAAAGUUUGAGAAAGAGCAGAAGAAGCUGUCCAGUCAGCUGGAGGAGGAGCGCUCCCGACACAAGCAGCUCUCAUCCAUGCUGGUGCUCGAGUGCAAGAAAGCCACCAGCAAGGCGGCCGAGGAGGGCCAGAAGGCAGGCGAGCUGAGCCUGAAACUGGAGAAGGAGAAGAGCCGGGUGAGUAAACUGGAGGAAGAACUGGCGGCUGAGAGGAAGCGAGGCUUGCAGACAGAGGCCCAGGUGGAGAAGCAGCUGUCCGAGUUCGACAUCGAGCGAGAGCAACUGCGAGCAAAACUGAACCGAGAAGAGAACCGCACCAGAACCCUGAAGGAAGAGAUGGAGAGUUUGAAGAAGAUAGUGCAGGAUCUGGAGGCUUCUCACCAGCACAGCAGCCCUCCUGAGCAAGCGAAGAAGCCGGUGACCAUGUCUAAAGGCACGGUGACCGAGCCUCCCGUGCUGGUGUCUGUGUUCUGCCAAACCGAAAGUCUGCAGGCAGAAAGAACCCAGGGGAACAGCGCAGCCAAGGGGACAGCCACUGGGCUGCCUGGUCCCGCCACUCCUACUUACGCGUAUGCAAAAGCCAAUGGCCAUUUUGAGCCCGAGAUGCAGACUGCCCGGGAGCCAGGGGCAGGCAGCAGCGUAGAAAACCAAGUGCCUCCACGAGAGAGAUCUGUGGGGUCUCUGGGGUCGGCCCAAGAGAAAGCAGUGGAGAAUGGCGGGUGUCCUGUGGGAAUCGAGACUCCUGGCCCAGCACCUGGUCACCUCCCGUCCAGUGGGGGCUCGCUGUCUCCCAGCAGCACAGCCUCCUCCUCCCUCACAUCCUCUCCUUGCUCCUCCCCAGUGCUAACUAAGCGCCUGCUGGGGUCGUCAGCCAGCAGCCCUGGCUACCAGUCAUCCUACCAAGUAGGGAUCAACCAGCGGUUCCAUGCAGCCCGGCACAAAUUUCAGUCUCAAGCAGAUCAGGACCAACAGGCCAGUGGUGUGCAGAGCCCCCCAUCCAGGGACCUGUCUCCCACCCUCAUAGAUAACUCUGCAGCCAAGCAGCUGGCCCGCAACACCGUCACUCAGGUGCUUUCCAGAUUCACCAGCCAGCAAGGGCCGAUCAAGCCUGUCUCCCCCAACAGCUCUCCCUUCGGCACAGACUAUCGGAAUCUGGCCAACACCGCCAGCCCAAGAGGCGACGCCAGCCAUUCCCCGACUCCAGGGAAAGUGUCCAGUCCGCUGAGCCCUCUGUCUCCAGGGAUCAAGUCCCCCACCAUCCCCAGAGCUGAGAGAGGAAACCCUCCACCCAUUCCGCCCAAAAAACCUGGCCUCACCCCUUCUCCAUCUGCUACCACUCCACUGACCAAAACUCAUUCCCAGGCCUCCUCUUUGGCCACCACAGAAGACCUAGCCGUCAGCUGCUCUUCCCCGGCUGUUGUAGCUAAUGGCAAGGACGUGGAGAUACUCCUGCCUACCAGCAGCUAGUCCCUCUCGGGAGUCUCCACGGCUGACAUUCCACCGGAUUUCGUCCAAGAGCUCAGAGUCCAACCGUUGAGUCAGAUCAUGUUAUUUAUUUUGAUAGUAGCUGGAACCAUCUGUAGAAUCCAUUUAGUGUUUUUCGCCUUUUUGUAUUUUUUUAAGUAGAAACUGAGUCCUUCGGAUUUUUAUGCCUCCCACCUUUGUACUAAAGCUAGAAGGGCACCUCAAAGACGUCUCAAGCUGAGCAGUCACUGUCUCAUUGUGAUGGAGAAGGCUAACUGAGGACCGGCUGGUGAUUUGCUGUCUAUUUGGGGACUGGAAUCACUCAACACUCACGGCGAAUUAUGCAGAAGUGGUUCGUGCAGAUUUUUAUUCCAGAUGAACAUGUUUCAAAAGUGCCUGAAAUAAGACUGCCACAUGAAUGUGAUUCUGCAGCAAAAACACAGAGUGGAUCAUUUAAUUACAGAAAAUGAGAUCCUCCGUGAAUCCUGAAUGUCAAAAACCAACACUGCUUUUAAUCCUCUUUUACUGUUUUUAAUAUAAGCUUUGUGUUCAGAAACCAGGCUGCGUCAGUAGAACGGGAAUUGGAAAAAGGUGGAUGUGACCUUGCCACCAAGCUAAGCUUUCUAGAGCCCUUGAGAAUCCCUCCUGAGCAGGAAGCAGCUGGGGUGCUGAUUUUUCUCAUACUUCUGAAAAAUUAAGUCAUUUGCAGUGUCCUGCAGCAGUUCUUGAAUAGAAUGAAAUCACCUCUCCAUUCAAAAAAUGUCUUCAGGCAUCUACUGUUGUGUAAGGAACUUCUGAUUCCAAUUACUAUUACUUGAAUAGGAAAUGGUUACUUGUUCUGUAUAAAAAAAAAAAAGGUUUGCAACAGAAUGAAAUCUUUAUUAUGUAAUCAAAGAGCAAUAACUUAAAAUUCAUUGUCUUUGUAAUAUAUGUCAGAAUUAUACAGGUUUUACCAAAUUGUUACACUUAACUCUUGGAGCUGCCAGCACUUGGUGUCUGUAUCUGUGGAACCAAAUUAACUUUUCCCUAAAUGGAAGUAUACAUAGAUCUGUAUAGAUACACAGCCUUUUAUGUGUCUGACAUACACACACUUAAACACAUAAAUAUUAGUGUGAUUAUAUCUUUGAAGUUUGCAAUAUAGCAUAAAGGGCGAGUAGAAAUGCACAUUAAGAUUACUUAACAGAGCAACUCCAUGUGCCUGGGACCUAGUCGGUCAAAGGAGGAAUCUUGUCCACAGGGAUGGGCGGGGCAGGGUGGGAGGAGUUCCAGAUCAAGUCAGGUCUUCAGCACCCUAAAACACCAGAGCCAAACUGACCCGUAGCACAGAACUCAACUGGCCAUAUGAAAAGAAUGAAACAGGUCACUCGAUCGAGUGCUAUAAGUCAGCUGGGGCAGGGGAAGCUGUGGCUAACGGAACUGCCCGAGCCCCCUCUGAAAGGCAAGAGCCAGCUGCUUGUUGCCAUGCAACAGUGCUAGACCAGGGUUACCAGCUCCUCAAAUUUUUGUGAAAUCCAAAUUUUCAGAGAAACAGUCUCACUUUUAAAUAUCAAAACAGACUCAAACACAAUUUGAAACUGCUAGUUAAACACUUCUGCAGCUGGGUUUAGCUCACAGACUGCCAAAUUGCAACCUCUUUCAUUCUAGAAACUUCUGUCAUUGCCAUCAUUGUGAGUUUGUGAGGACAGACACCUCCCCCCUUUCCAGCGGGUAGUCUAGUACAGCUGACAGUGGCCAUAGAAUAUAAUGACGAUUCCCGCCCUCCAAACAGGACUGCAGCCCAGCUCAGACAAGGUGGUUAUAGGACUUUGUGGCCACAGUGAUGGAGAGGCCUUGGUGUCCUCACAUACUUUCUCCCUAGCCAACAUCUACCCAGCAGCCCUGCCUUCCUGCUGUAAUUUAAGUCUAUUUCCUCUUAAUCCAAUAUGAAUUGAUGGGGGACCGGCUGGUGAUAGAAAUCCAUGUAUAAAUCAUAAUUGGUGUCUCCAGGGCUUACGGUUUGAUUAAGACCAAUACAUCAAAAAUUGAAAUGCUCCUUGUGCCCCAGGGUGUCUACCAAUUGAUGAACGGGGUAUCUUUUAAGCUGCCCAAAGCAAUCAUGCAUUAAACUUCAUUCCCAUGCACGGCCAAAUAAAGUGAUAAAAUAGCUGAACUUCCUGAACAGGAGAGGGGCUACAGUCCCAGAGUGUUAUUACCUCUCUUGCUUGAAAUGGUAAUCUUAAAAGUUGCAUUGUGCUAUUCCUUUGUUUCGGCAUAGAUAUAUAUAUAGAGAGAGAUACUAUAAGGAAGUUUAUUUCUUAGGAAGUGCACUGAAUAAUGUAUUUCUUUUACAGUGUAAUAUGGGGGUGGGGAAAUGCAAAAGAAAUGUGUAUUUUUGCUAGUUGCCUAUCUUCUAAGAUAAAUAAGCACAAUACUGCAAUGGAUCCAGUAAUCCAGCUAGGUCUUAGAGAUUAGUAUUUAAGUUUGCUGUAGAUUGUGUGUGUGUGCUAAGUAAAAGUUCCAUGACUCACAAUUUUGGUACUAACCCACGUUGUGGACGCUAGAUGACUAGUCAGCAGAUGCUAAUGGAUGUGCCGCGCAUACCACAAGCAUUAACUCGUCGUUCUCGUUUGUAAAGCCAAGUGUACCAUGCAGAAGUCUUCAUCCAUUUUUAUAGCAGACUACAUUAAAACAAGUUAAAUCAUA